AUUGACAUUUCAUUAAACCAAAAGAAAGAGUAUUGAUUAUUUUCAUAAGGAAGUAUAUUUAUGCUUGUUCUAAUGAAAUUGAUACUUCUUCUAGCCUUAUUUAAUCUGGCCAUGGGGGAGAAGUCCGUGAAAUGCCCUUCUGCGUAUCGGAGAUUUAGUACAAAGCAUACGUUCUGCAUCAAACCAAAUUCAACUUGUGACAAACAAUCUUCUGGCGUCAGAAAGAAGGAUAAAAUUGUUAUUGUAAAAUUUCACAAUAAAUUCAGAAGCGAUAUUGCGAUGGCAAAGGAAACCAGAUCUAAAAGUGGUACUCUUCCUGAAGCAGCUGAUAUGCUUCAAAUGGUUUGGGACGACGAACUCGCGGCUAUUGCACAGAAAUGGGCAGAUAACUGUGAGUUUCAACACGACUGUCCAGAGUGCCGUAUGGUUGAAAGUUUCAGAGUAGGACAAAAUAUUGCUAGAGAUACGUCGUCAUGUCCUAGCAAAGAAUGCUCAAAACAGGAAAAAAAGAAGUUAUAUAAACCUGACUGGAAAAACGUAAUAAGACGUCACUACGAUGAAGUGAAAGAUUUUAAAAAGGAUUGGAUUAUGAGUUAUGAUGGAAAAUUCACUGGUGUUGGUCAUUUUACACAGGUCGUAUGGUCUAGAUCUUGGAGAGUUGGAUGCGGUUACACAGUUUACAAAGUAGCCGACAAAUAUAACAAGUUUUAUGUUUGCAAUUAUGGACCUGGAGGAAACGUUCAGGGUGAACCUUUAUACAAGAUGGGAAAACCUUGCUCGGCUUGUCCAACUAAUACCUGUUGCGGAAAAUCUUGCGGGAAAAAAGUGGAUUAUCCUGGAUUAUGUAAAAUGAAAGACCCUAAGAAGGCACCAACUUAUCCAAGAAAAACCGACGACCUACUUUUCUUCUGUGAUGCUGUACCGGAGACAAAAGCCUGCGCCUUGCAAGUCAAUAGCACAAGAAAACUUGAAAACAAAGUCACGUUAUCUGGAAACUAUUACACCAUAAAAUUGAGAAAAGGACAAGUGGCAAAUAUAACAUUUAAAAAAGAAUUCAGCCCUAAAGGCGACUUCUGCGUAAGAAUAAUCUACCGAAAGACUGCAUCGAAAGCUGAAGUACCGGAUCAAAGUGAUGCAGAAAUUGAAAUAUUUAAUGGUAACGGAGUCAUCCAAAAGAAACUUAAAACAACUAAGUUAGAAUUUCUUCCUUAUCAAAUCAGCCUCAACUGGAAAACGAAGACCAAAGUUUCAAUCAUCUUUUCUGUCAAAUCAAGUAAAAGAUCUCACAUUUUCGAUCUAAAAGAAGUAUUGGCACAUGAUGGGAAAUGUGGUACAAAGGAUAUAUGAAAACUUCCAAGUACUCUGAUCUCAUUUUAAAA
Molecule: messenger RNA, 1379 nt
Organism: Argiope bruennichi
Lineage: Eukaryota; Metazoa; Arthropoda; Arachnida; Araneae; Araneidae
Product: CRISP/Allergen/PR-1-like
Exons: 9
Coding region: 61-1347 (428 amino acids)
Cellular component (GO): extracellular region
Source: RefSeq, a predicted model, not a curated record